Pundamilia nyererei is the source of this 2182-nucleotide messenger RNA. It is a transcript of the gene kcnj10a, whose product is annotated as potassium inwardly rectifying channel subfamily J member 10a. The record is from RefSeq and is a predicted model, not a curated record. Gene Ontology annotation, cellular component: plasma membrane. Gene Ontology annotation, biological process: regulation of monoatomic ion transmembrane transport; potassium ion import across plasma membrane. The transcript has 6 exons. Gene Ontology annotation, molecular function: inward rectifier potassium channel activity. Lineage: Eukaryota; Metazoa; Chordata; Actinopteri; Cichliformes; Cichlidae. The coding region runs from base 268 to 1581 and encodes 437 amino acids.
GGUUUAUAUAGAGAGGCAUGCUGGGUGGACCCUGGAGGAGUGGACAGCGCAAGCUUCUUUAACUUGUCCCUGUGGGGACACAGAAGGCUUCACAUGCAAGGAGAGGCAGACUGUGCUCAUCCGAUUACAUAAUGAUCCAGCAACAGUGAGCCGGAACCGGUACUGCCAGUGCCAGCGUGCUGCUGCGGUACACUGACUGACCGCUGGGACUCCUCAUCCAGGCCUCUCCUCUCCUCUGACGGCUUUCAUGUUUUUCUCACUUUGGUCAUGACCUCAGCCACACCGCCUUCCUCUGAAGGCACCUCCCCUCAGAAAGUUUGCCAUUCUCAGACGCAGACUGACAUCACCAAGCCCCUGCUGACCCCCACAGAUGGAACUGGCGGUCAUGCAGGAGUGGGAGGAGCUGCAUCUGGAGGUCCAAGUGCUCUGCGAAGGCGGCGGCGUGUCCUUUCUAAAGAUGGGCGGAGCAAUGUACGCAUUGAGCAUGUAAGUGGAAGAGGGGCGCUGUACCUCCGUGACCUCUGGACGACUUUCCUGGACAUGCAAUGGCGCUACAAGUUGUUCCUCUUCUCGGCUACCUUUGCGGGGACCUGGUUCGUGUUUGGAGUACUUUGGUAUCUGGUGGCCAUGGUGCAUGGAGACCUACUAGAGUUUGACCCCCCCUCCAACCACACGCCGUGUGUAAUGGAGGUGAAGACCCUGACAGGGGCCUUCCUCUUCUCUCUGGAAUCCCAAACCACGAUUGGCUUCGGCUUCAGGUGCAUCACAGAGGAGUGUCCUGUAGCGAUUGUCCUUCUCAUCUUCCAGCUGGUCGUCACGAUGGUGAUGGAGAUCUUCAUCACCGGCACCUUCCUCGCAAAGGUUGCUCGUCCCAAAAAGAGAGGAGAGACGGUGAAGUUCAGCCAACACGCUGUCGUGUCGAAUCACGAGGGACGGCCGUGCCUCAUGAUUCGAGUGGCCAACAUGCGUAAAAGCCUGCUGUUAGGUUGCCAGGUGACGGGGAAGUUGCUUCAGACGUCCCUGACAAAGGAGGGGGAGACGGUGCGGCUGGACCAGAGAAAUGUGCCUUUCCAGGUGGACACGUCCAGCGAAAGCCCCUUCCUCAUCAUCCCUCUCACUUUCUACCACAUCAUUGAUGACAACAGCCCCCUCAGAGCCUGGGCAGCAAAAGGUGGUGGCUGGACAGACCCAGAACUGGCUGACUUUGAGCUGUUGGUGAUCAUGAGCGCCACGGUCGAGCCAACUUCCGCCACAUGCCAGGUUCGAACAUCCUACCUUCCCGACGAGAUCCUCUGGGGCUACGAGUUCCCCCCUGUCGUCUCCCUGUCCCCGUCAGGAAAAUACGUGGCUGAUUUUGCCUUUUUUGACAAAGUGGCAAAAACCAAAACUCCGCCCCUUUUCAAGCAGGGCCUGCCACCAGAUGUGCAGUCGCAGGGGUCCCGUCAACGUAAGGGCAAGGAAGACGGAACGGACUUGGAAAAGAUGAGACUGGAGGAGAGCUACAGGGGGGAGGAGAAGGGCCGCCAGAGAGGGCGUAUUCGGGACAGCAGCCCACUGAGUGUUCGAAUUAGUAAUGUGUGAAAGGGUGAAGAAGAGGUUCUGAAAGUUGAUGUGAAACCGAGAUCAGGCAAAGAUAGGAACAAAGAAGAAGCGACCACAUUCUCAUGAAGAAGCCUAAACUGCCAAUGCAUGAGUUAUUCUAAAGUACGUGGCAGGAAACUGAACACCUGGGUGUUAAGACUGCGCAUGAAAACCAGACACACUCUUUAACCACAAGGCUGUAUACGAGAACAAACAAAGAAGAUGUUUACAGCCUUUCAGAGUUCGAAUAUCAAGUUACAAACCUGACUUAUACAAAUCGACAGCAUGCUAAAAGAUUUUUGGAAAGGAUUUUCAAUGAUGUCAACAAAUUAGUGUCUACACCGUAUUUUUUUUAGAGAAAAUUGAACGAGAUGAGCCACGAACUUCAAAGCAAGUUCAAUAUACCCUGAGCAUCUUUCCAUUGUCUACAUUCACUUACCCUAGUAAUGGCAGUCAAGUGGUCACAUGAAGCUGGUUAUCAAUUUGCUAAAUUAACCCAGGGUUUCUCCUACAUAUCCAUUUGAAAGGCAACAAUAAUACAGGCUGAAUGUAACACAGCUGCUGCAGAUAAAUCAGCAGUGUCAGUGUGUGUGUGUGUGUG